CAGCAUUCCAGUACUAAAAGUGAAUGACUGAGGAAUUAUGUGUUGCAGGAACCAUGUUGAUUAAAACAAGACUUGGCGAACAACAAACAUUUGUCUGACUAACAGAGCCAUUUCUGAAGGAGUUUUUGAUUACAGGUAAGACACCGGUAUUAAUGAAGCUUAACAGGAAGCUAUGAGGUGCUUGUAAUGUUAAUUCACCCAUUGUUUUUUCAAAAGUAAUGUUCCAGAGUCUAUGCACAUAGUAUUAGUGAGUAUUAGAGUAACAUAACCUCAUAAUUGUGAUUUACACAAACAUUUGUCUUUUUCUCUAGCAUCUGCUGAAUUUGGCGUGCUAGCUAUAAGAGGGCGUGAAGGUUGUUGACAGUUCUGGGACUGAGUUGGAUGAGGAUGUUGUUAAGGAUCCCUUGGCUGGAGUCCUAACCAUCAAAUAUGAAACUGGUUUGUUACAUUUAUCAUUUAUGUUAGUAUUUAAUGAGCUUGCUAAUUCAUUGUGGUUAGUGUUUUUGUCUUUCAUCUGCUUCUCUUAUGAUCAAAAUUUGUCUCCUUGGUGGAAUCGCCUGAGGAAUCUUAGCCAAGCUCGUCUGAUUCUCAAGAGAUACUCAUUCUUUCAGAGAGUCCUUCUGCUAAACAAGCAGCAGCUAGACACAGAACCUGAACAAGUAAGAAUUAACUCAAGAACUUACAAAAAGUAUUGUGUUCUAAAAAUCUUUAUCACAUUUUCCCCCAGAAAACCUACGAUGCUUGGUGGUUGGGGUGCUAGAGCAGUCCACCAGCAGCCCACCACGUUUUUCUGUUAAAUGUUGAAAGUUACAACAAUUCAGAGGUGCACUAGCACUUGAUAUGUAUUUAAAAGCUGAAAUGAUUUGUUCUUUUAAGUUGGUGGAAUCCAUUCUCAACAACACACCUGGUGGAGAAAGGAUCAUGAAGGAAUUUAAUCGAAGCAAGUGCCUCACAGAUGAAACCAGAAGGAAAUUGGUUAACAUACUCGCAGCUGAUAUGACAGAGAAGAUUGGGAUCUCACCAUGCAGAGAGGUUAAAGAAAUGUAUUCCAGAGGAAUUGUGAGCUUUUUUCCCUACCUCAUUGAUCCAUUCUCCAGGAAAGGUUAUGAGCAUUAUUACGAUGCUGCAAGUGGUAUCGGGUAUUUAGCCUGGAGGAUAAAAAUUAUUCAAAGAUCCACUGCUAGAGACAGACGAACAUCAUAUGGAGCAAAAUGCAAAGAAGCAUUGCGUGAACAUGGGCUUGGGGGACCAGCUGUCAGACAGGAGACCCAGUUUGUUCCAGAGACUGUCCUGAGUGAAGAAGAGUGUAAGGAAGCCAUAGCACUGAUUAAGCAUUCAGCCGAUAAGGACACAAUCAAGAAGAAGAUGAAGCUCACAUUUGACUUCCGGCGCAACACGGUCCUCUACCCCCAACAGCCAAGCAACAUACUCUCUGUCUUUCCACGUUUCAAAGAUGUCAAAGGCUUGGUGGAGCAGGAUUUUGUCCUGAUGUUUGGAGAAGACGUGCCUGGCAAGUUUCUGGAGCAACAGAUGACCACCUUCAAGAGAAAGAUCAUCCAACAAUGCAGAAAACUUCCAACCACCAGUGACCUUGAAGAACUUCUCCUGGCUACUGACCCUCCUGAGGAUGCCACUGAAGUGGAUGAUGACAUGAGUUGGGAUAAUGACCUCUCAUCAAUUUUGCUGCUACAACACCUCAUUCCUCCCUCUGCAUUGGGCCGAAAGAAACCUUGGAAGAUGUCUGGCUAUCAACCAGAGAAGCAUCUUGUGGUCUUCAAGAAGACAGAAACCAGCAUUCAAGAACAUCUUGAUGCCGUCAUGAGCACACAACCCUAUCUCCUGGCUGUGGGACAGAGGAAGAAAGUAGAUCACCAGUUCUUCAUCCUUGACAAAAAUGUCAUUGCUUGCAGGUCAACCUCUUCUCUUGGUGCUUUUGACGAACUGUUUAAGGCACAUUAUGUGUUUGCCGCAACAUACAACCCUGUGUUAGUUUCUUCAAGCAACAAUUAAAAAGCUUUAAAAACAUUACUAAAACAUUAGCGAAAAAGCAUCAAAGUUACAUGGCAAUGCAUCAUGAAUCAUUUGGCCAGGAAAGAUUCAGUGUAGGUCCAGGAAAGAUGGUGACACUUUGUGAGUUAAAAGAGGGAGAAGCGAUUGCUGCAAAGUUUGGAAUUGUUUCAACAACCAGUGUGUUUUCUGCCAAGUGGAUAAAAUACUAUGGUACAGAGUACCGUCCUGACUUUAUUAUAUGUACUGAGGUAGCAUGUGAGAUGCCUGUAUUUUGUAAGAUUCAAACAAUUGUUGUAAAAGAUGACAGUGUUUUGCUCUGUGGAAAAUUUAUGGAAACCAUGUGUUUUGAUGACCACUACCAUGCCUUUAAGGUCAAGCUGCAUCCAGAAAUUGUUCGAAAGGUUUUGCAUAUAAAUGAUCUGUUAUACUUCAAACCAUUUGAUGUUCAAAUGAAGUACGGUACGACAGAUACUGCCUUAUAUGUGGUUCCAUAUUGCCAUUUUAUGCAGACAUAGGAUAAUUUUGCUAAUGGUGUUCUUAAGAGACUGAAGUUAACUGUUUGUGGACUUGAGAUCGGUUGUUUGGCAUGCCAGGCACCCUGGAAGCUAUUUUGCAGUCAAUGCAAAGUCCUCUACUGUAAUAAGAUGUACACCAUGUCAUGUUACUGUAACACUACUAAAAGUGUGUUAACUAAAAGUUAACAAAUCCUUUAAAUCUGCUUUAGUUCAAUAAAGUUAAGUUAAAUGCA
Messenger RNA from Xiphophorus hellerii (green swordtail), 2758 nucleotides. RefSeq lists its product as uncharacterized. The transcript has 7 exons. The coding region runs from base 841 to 2010 and encodes 389 amino acids. The record is from RefSeq and is a predicted model, not a curated record. Lineage: Eukaryota; Metazoa; Chordata; Actinopteri; Cyprinodontiformes; Poeciliidae.